Epinephelus fuscoguttatus (brown-marbled grouper) is the source of this 5148-nucleotide messenger RNA. RefSeq names its product sorting nexin 2 (gene snx2). Gene Ontology annotation, cellular component: endosome; endosome membrane. The transcript has 15 exons. NCBI's taxonomy places the organism in Eukaryota, Metazoa, Chordata, Actinopteri, Perciformes, Serranidae. Bases 142 to 1671 code for a protein of 509 amino acids. Gene Ontology annotation, molecular function: phosphatidylinositol binding. Gene Ontology annotation, biological process: early endosome to Golgi transport. The record is from RefSeq and is a predicted model, not a curated record.
CUCUCCUCCUCUCCUCCUCUCCUCGCCCUGUCACUCGGCUGUUUGCUCGCUGUCUGUCGGUGUGUGCGUGUGUAUGUGUGCGUGUGUGUGUUAGCUAGCUGUUAGCUACUCGUCACAAUCAGCCGCAGGAGCGACGCGACCAUGGCGGACACAGCCAGGGACCCUCCACCGGAGCACACCGACUUCCAUGAGCUGGAGGACGGGGAGGACCUGUUCCCGGAGCCGGCCGCCACACUGGAGUCAGGACCAGCCAGUCUACCAACUGAGGACAUCAGCACCAACUCAAAUGGACCCAAACAGGAUUCACUGUUCGAUGACGAUCCAGAGGACCUGUUCGCAGAGGCCACAGAGGAGGUUUCGUUGGACAGCCCAGAGAGAGACGUCCUGCUGUCUGACGGCCCGUCGCCUGCCAUCACCCCCAUCACUCCUCCCACCUCCGUCAUCACCCCUCGCAUUGGCCUCCCCCACGACGACAUGUUCACACACUCCUCCUUCGAUGAGAUUGAAGAGGAGGAGGCCUGCGAUUCAUUUGACAUGCACAUAUCGGUGUCUGACCCUGAGAAAGUGGGUGAUGGGAUGAAUGCGUACAUGGCCUACAAAGUGACGAUCAAGACCAGCAUGUCUCUGUUCAAGAGCAAUGACUUCUCAGUAAAAAGGCGUUUCAGUGAUUUUCUGGGUCUGCACAGUAAACUGGCCUCCAAGUACCUGCACGUAGGCUACAUCGUCCCCCCCGCACCAGAGAAAAGCAUUGUGGGGAUGACCAAGGUGAAGGUGGGGAAGGAGGACCAGUCGUCCAACGAGUUUGUGGAGAAGAGGAGGUCGGCACUGGAGAGGUAUCUGAUGAGAACAGUGAAGCAUCCCAUCCUGCUGAAGGAUCCUGACGUCCUGCAGUUUCUGGAGAGUUCAGAGUUGCCGCGGGCAGUCAGCACUCAGGCUCUGAGCAGCGCCGGACUCCUCCGAAUGGUCAACAAGGCCGCAGACGCCGUCAACAAGAUGACCAUCAAGAUGAACGAGUCGGACGCUUGGUUUGAGGAGAAGCAGCAGCAUUUUGAGAAUCUGGACGUUCAGCUGAGGAAACUUCACGCCAGCGUGGAGUCUCUGGUCUGUCACAGGAAAGAGCUGUCCGUGAACACGGCGCAGUUCGCCAAGUCGGCGGCCAUGUUGGGGAACAGCGAGGACCACACGGCUCUGUCCCGAGCUCUGUCCCAGCUGGCCGAGGUGGAGGAGAAGAUCGACCAGCUGCACCAGGACCAGGCCAACGCAGACUUCUACCUCUUCUCCGAGUUACUGGGCGACUAUGUGCGCCUCAUCACCGCCGUCAAGGGUGUGUUUGACCACCGUAUGAAGACGUGGCAGAAGUGGCAGGACAGUCAGAUGCUGCUGCAGAAGAAACGAGAAGCUGAAGCCAAACUGCAGUUCAACAACAAACCGGACAAACUGCAGCAGGCCAAAGACGAGAUCAAAGAGCUGGAGGGGAAGGUCCAGCAGGGUGAGAGAGACUUUGAACAAAUCUCCAAAACCAUACGCAAAGAAGUCAGCAGGUUCGAGAAAGAGAGAGUGAAGGACUUUAAAACGAUCAUUAUCAAAUAUCUGGAGUCACUGGUUCAGACACAACAGCAGCUGAUAAAAUACUGGGAGGCCUUCUUACCCGAGGCCAAGGCCAUCUCAUAGAGUCCACACACACACAACAGACAGUCCUGACUGGCUCCGGUCAAACUACACUACCCAUAAUGCACCAGUCCUCCCAGCUCACCCUGCUCCACCUGUUUAUGCCCAGAGUGAUGAAGACAAGUGAAGGCAGCCAAUCAGCUCCAAGGGACUUUUCUGCAGUAAAAAAAACAUCAGCAAGAAAACUCUUAACUUUACACUUCGUCUUCUUUUACUCCUCUUUUUUUGUCUCUGCUGAACUCGUGUUGCGUUCAUGUCCCACCACAGUAAUUGUUCUCCUGAUCGAUGCUUUUACACUAACGCUGUAAUGCUAACAACAGUUUUGCACUCCUCGUACUUUUUCCUUCUUCAUAUUGUCAGAAUUCAAAAUUCAAAAGUGAGAAAAUAAACUUCCUGCGUUGGAUUUUUUUAUAAACAUGAAAGUCAGAAGCUCAUAAUCCCGUACGACAUGAACGCAGCAUUAGUCAUGACCCUGGUGAUGGCUUUCCUCUCCAAACAGAUUCACACAUGGUGCCAGUUUUUACAACUUUGAGCACUUUGUUUGUUUAUUUUUGCCACCAGACACAAAGGGAACGGGCGAGCGUGGUCGUGGGCGGAGGAAUCUCACUCUGAAUUUGUAUUUGAGUUUAUUUGUAAGGAAAACCUCGAUGCUCCGCAGCAACAACAGAUAGGUAAAGGAAAUGAUGUUUAUUUCCCUCCAUCAGUUUGGUCUUCGUGUGCAUGGAAGCACAUUCUCGCCAUAAAAUUUAAAAAGAUGAUGAAAGUCAAAGCAAAUUCAGAAAAUCUUGAAAGUGAACUAAAAUUUUCCCUGCCAUGUCCCGCCCAGCAACAAAACCAUGAAGCUAUUCUAUUGGACGUCUUUUACUGUGAUCUCUGGGAAUUGUAGUUGACUUCUCUCCUAACGCAAUCUUGAAACUUUUGCUUUUUUUUUUUUUUCUCUGAUGGAGCAGAUUUUCUCUCUGCUCAGUGUCUGUGUUUGAAACCAGGAAUGUGAAGAUGUUACUGCAGGACGCCUGCAACCACCUGUCCAAUUUUAUCCAUAAAUAACAUUUCGGCAUCAUGGGACUUUUAUCCAUCACUUUCAGAAGUUAUGCUAACAGUGCUAACAGCUUUUUGUUACAGCAGGUAACCAUGGGAACCACUAAACUCCACUAAAACCCCCAAAACCAACCUUGACGUCUGAAUAUCUGCAGUUUUAUUUUGAAGUUUGGAACGUGAGCUGUGAAACUGAUCUGGAGUCAGUGAUGAAGGACGACUGACUGCAUCCUGUUGUUAUUUUGUGUCCUGUAUUUCCUGUCACCUGUCCGAUCCCCUCACUUCCUCCGUCACUUGCAUUUCAAAACAAGAGUCUUUGUUUUUGUUGCUGUAUGAUCGCAAGUGAAGGCAACGCUUUCUGGUUUCUGACCUCUCUGAGUCAACGAGAGCCGAGAAGGAAGAAUCUCACUUUGUGGUUCAUUUCACUGCUGCUGUUUCCUGAACAUUUCCAAACUUGGAAAGUUAGAUUUUCGCUCGAUAGAAUCACUUUGACUUUACUCUGAGUUUAUUCGACACAUUCUCACUCCCGGCUCGUCAGAUACCAACACUUGGUCAGUGGCCCGUCACGUCAGAGUAUGACACACUAAGUACACCUCCUGCGUCAGUUUUGGACAUUCAGGGAAGGCGUGUCAAUUGACGCCUGUUAUGUGCAUCGUCUCUUUUCAAAAUAAACUUCUGUUUACAAAGAAAAUGCAGUUUCUGCUCACUGCAUGCAUGCAGUCGCUUUCAAAAUAAAUCAAGAACGUUGGUAAAAAAACGUCAUAUUUUUAGAUUUACUUUGUUACGUUCAGGCAGCAAAAGCAUGCAAUUUAGCUCAUUAAAUAAAUUAGUUUGUUGUUCACCUCUUCCACCAAAAUUAUCUCCUGUACGUGUUUUUUUUUUUUUUUUAAACAGAAAAAACCCGCUAAAAUAGGCUAAAAAUGACUUCAUUUUAUUUAUCCCUUAUUCAGUCUGUCUUCCAAGCUUGGUGCAGACUCAUUUGGAACGUUUGAGCGCCGCUUGGGCGGAGACAGAUGUUAUUUUGUGGUGCUGCGUCGCUGCAUCUCGCCGAUUAAGGGGCUAAAAGUACCACGUUCACCUGUAUGUUGUGUUUCCAUCAAUGCCAGUCGGAGCCGAUCAACACCUGUGACUACUGCAGAGUCCUUUGUAGCCUUAGUCAUUCAAAAGCCAGAUGAUAGCCGGUGUUAGCGGGUUUUUUAUGCCGUGGAGAAGAGGAUUACUAACCUAAUGUAACAUCACAUGAUAUACGUCACUAGCAUAGCAUGGUGCACAAACUAACACACUAUGUUGUUCUUAAAUAACUGGACUGACUUUUGGUCUCACACUGGACUCAUCCAGCUCCUCUCCUCCCUGCCUUAUGCUCACUGUCUCGCUAUUUAUGCUGCGUGAGUUUCCUGGAGUGUCAGUAUGAGCCACCGUCUCGUACCGCAGCUAAAGUGUGCCUCUGUUCGACAGUGUCUAACGCUGAUGGGCCACUGACCAAAUGUCGCUAUGUCUGUGGCAUCAUUGAAGAUAUUUCCCACAGUGUCCAAAGGGAGCAAAGUUUCUCUGCUGCAGUACUCCUGACGUCAUCAGACCUAAACCAGAGGGUACAAGAGUAAAUUAACCUCUGUGAUGUCAUAUUAGAUCACAUGUUCAAUCAUAAACCCGCAGUGUGAGCAGAACCACAGUGUGUUCCUUCCUCUUCCUCGACAUCCUCAGAGAGGAAGACUUUGAUGUUUUGAUAUUUUGGUUUCAUUCAAUUUAACAGGAAAUGAAAAACAAGCUUGUUAGCAUCUUUAGCAUUUUUAGCUUCAGCAGCUCGUGUUGCUAACAAGCUGUGUUCACUGCAGAUGAGGGAUGUCUUGUUGAAGGAGGCUAAACUGAACGCAGAGUUCAGAGUGUUUCAGGUGUGGAGGAAGUGAGCGGCUGUCAGGUGACAGAGUGUGUGUCCGUCCGUCCGUCCGGAGAGCAGCCUCGGACUGUCUCUCUUCCUGUUGAUCAGCGUGAGGGCUGCUACUUUACAGAAUCUGUUCUUGAUUUUAUUUUGCUGACUUUAAAGCACACUAUUGUCAGAAUAAAAUCCGACAUCCUGAAUCUAUCAGAGAAAAUAAAUCUGACAUCUUAUUAGAUAAAUGUAGAAAUGAAAACUGGAAUUUUUUUCUUCUUCUUCUCAGUCCGUAUCUCCACUGCUCCUCAAUCUUAAAUCAUAUAACACUGUGUUGAUUGCUACCUUUUUGUAUUUUAUUCCAUGUUUUAUUCCAGAUUUAUUUUGCCGCCUAAUGACGUGCAAUGGUUGAAAACUUUCAGUUGAUUUUAUUAUUAUUAUUUUUUUUUUGGUCGUUAUUUUCACAGAUGAUGAAAUUCUUUAUCUGAGCAGAUUUUUUUAAACUUUAUGUUUUGACGUGACAUUCCUGCAGCGCGGCAGAGCAGACGUUUAAAAACUUUAAUUACAAUAAAGGAAUG